GGGCACAAUCCCAAUCCCAAUCCCACUCCUGAUCCCCAGCUGGGCACGGGGCUCUCCGGGACCUCUCCGCGGUCCUUGCGGGAGCUGCUUUAGGGCAGGAGUGUUCAUUCUGAGGGAGAAAAGCGCAGCACCGCCAUGCCCGGCGCCGCAGCCGAGCGGGCGGAGCGGCCCCGGCCGGGCCCGGCGCUGCCGCUGCCGGGAGCUGCGGGAGGGAGCGCCGCCCCCGCUGCCAUGGCCGCCCGGAGAGUUUGGAAUAUGUAAGGAGCUGUCAGAGGAAUCAUCUGACAUCAUCUUUUAAUUUCUGCCUCGUCAGGAGAAGGAGCUGCACAAUCAGGAUCAGCACGAAAACAGUGACUGAUGAGCAGGAAUUUGCUGGUGGCUGCCACUCCAGGGCUUUGAUGCUCCUGCCCUGCCCUGUGCCUCCAGGAGUGUGACCCCCCCCAGUCCUGGGGCACCCCACAGCUGAGAUGGUGGCCUUUAACUGGAAGGCUCUGGAGAACUUCCCGCUGCUGAUGUACAUUUUGGCAGCUAAAACUCUGAUCCUUUGCUUGGCUUUUGCUGGAGUCAAAAUGUACCAGAGCAAGAAAAUUGAGGAGAAACUGAAGAGGGAACGUGAGCAGAAACUGAAAGCAGAAGCAGAGAAGAAGGAUGAGUGAAGAGUCCCUCAGGUUCCUGACACUUGGAUUCCCUUCCCAGGAGGAUGAAGCCUUCCUGGAAAAGAAGGACGGGUGACCUCAGAGUGACACUGAAAUGAUCUCUGUUUUUAUGUGUACAGCAAAGCAGCUGAGCCUCUAUUUAUGCAAUAAAUAAAAAAAAAAGUCUUUGUUUAAAAAAUAAA
Molecule: messenger RNA, 838 nt
Organism: Motacilla alba alba
Lineage: Eukaryota; Metazoa; Chordata; Aves; Passeriformes; Motacillidae
Gene: SMIM11
Product: small integral membrane protein 11A
Exons: 6
Coding region: 468-656 (62 amino acids)
Source: RefSeq, a predicted model, not a curated record